This is a messenger RNA of Xyrauchen texanus (razorback sucker), 4853 nucleotides long. RefSeq names its product cyclin T1 (gene ccnt1). The transcript is spliced from 9 exons. The record is from RefSeq and is a predicted model, not a curated record. Gene Ontology annotation, cellular component: cyclin/CDK positive transcription elongation factor complex; nucleus. Gene Ontology annotation, molecular function: cyclin-dependent protein serine/threonine kinase activator activity. Gene Ontology annotation, biological process: positive regulation of DNA-templated transcription, elongation; regulation of transcription by RNA polymerase II. Lineage: Eukaryota; Metazoa; Chordata; Actinopteri; Cypriniformes; Catostomidae. The coding region runs from base 2 to 2038 and encodes 678 amino acids.
AAUGGCGGCUUCGUUCCCUGCGCCUUCGGUAAAUCACAAUAAAUGGUACUUCACACGCGAACAAAUCGAAAACAGCCCAUCUCGCCGAGCGGGACUUGAUCCCGACAAAGAGCUCUCGUACCGACAGCAAGCCGCGAACCUGCUGCAGGACAUGGGACAGCGACUCAACGUGUCGCAACUUACAAUAAACACUGCCAUUGUGUAUAUGCAUCGGUUCUACAUGAUCCAGUCUUUCACCCGUUUCCACCGUAAUGUGAUAGCCCCUGCAGCUCUGUUUCUAGCAGCGAAGGUGGAGGAACAGCCCCGCAAGCUGGAGCAUGUGAUUAAAGUUACCCAUGCAUGUCUGAAUCCUCAGGACCCAUCGCCGGACACUAAGAGUGAUACAUACCUGCAACAAGCCCAAGACCUGGUCAUUCUUGAGAGCAUUAUACUCCAGACCCUGGCAUUUGAGAUCACCAUUGACCAUCCACACACACAUGUUGUCAAGUGUACUCAACUUGUACGAGACCUUUCCUUUGUUGUUCCAGCGAGUAAGGAUUUGGCUCAGACCUCAUAUUUCAUGGCAACCAACAGUCUCCACUUGACAACAUUCUGCUUGCAGUAUAGCCCACCCAUUGUAGCUUGUGUUUGUAUUCAUCUGGCCUGUAAAUGGUCCAACUGGGAGAUUCCUGUUUCCACUGACAGCAAGCACUGGUGGGAGUAUGUUGAUUCCACAGUGACCCUUGAGCUGUUGGAUGAGCUCACUCAUGAGUUCCUGCAGAUCUUGGAGAAGACACCCAGCCGCUUAAAACGCAUCAGAAACUGGAAAGCUGCAGGUCAAACGGGCAAGAAAUCAAAGGUUCAAGACUAUGAUCAGUCAGAUGCCAUUAUGAGCAUGAUCUCUAUGGCAGCAUCUGACAGCACAUUGGCUGGGCUGAUGAGCCUUUCCGACACUCCAUGCGGUUCCUUGAUAUCUUCGUCAGCAGACGACCACAACGCUACAGCUUCGUCCCAACACUGGCAGCCUGCUGUCAAGGAGCAGCAGACCACUAAUGAGCUCCAAGCACCUGCUAAGGUGGUGUCUCUGAGCGAGUAUCGGGCGAAGCAUGCUGACGAGCUGGCAGCACAGAAGAGGAAGCUGGAGAACAUGGAGGCCAGCGUGAAACAAGGUUAUGCCACUGCCACCCAGGCCCUCAUAAAGCAGCAGAAGAAGGAGAAACAUCAUCAUCACCAGCAACAGUCCAGCUCUGGGACAUCAGAUCUGGGAAAACCCUCACCCAUUGUCCUGAAGAUCCCAUUGGAUGAGCAGUCGGUGCGGAACCCUUUGAAGAUGCGCUUCCCUGUUCCAGGCAGCCAAUCAGCGAGCGGUAGCAGUCGAGGAUCCGAGCAGGACAUUAAGGUGCGGAUUCGGGUUCCAGAAAGGCGAAGUGGACCAGGAGAAGACGGGAAGAGUCGAGAGAAGCACCGAGAUCGCUCCAACCACCACCACCAUCAUCAUCACAAUCACCACCACCACACUUCCACCAGCAGUUCUUCGUCUUCAUCUUCCUCAUCCUCAGCUCAUAAACAUUCAAGUUCUGCCAGUGCUUCUGGAAGUAGCAAAAAGGUCUCAGGUGACUCUGUGCGAAUGACUUCGUCAUCAAGAAAAAGGACGCAAAUGCCGGAACCGUCUGCCGGUACCCACCCUUCAAAAGUCAGCAAAUCCUCCAGGAACUCUUUUCAGUUACCACCGCUUUCUACCCACUCGCUGGGUCUUCCGUCCGACAUCCUCCCCUCACUGAACCUUUCGCAUCAUCAGGGAAACUAUUCGCACUCCAAGACAGACAAGGCUGACACCAACGGCCACAACAUGGGCAGCCAGUCGAAUGAGUUUCAGGACACUUUUGACAUGUUGAACUCAUUGCUCAGUGCGCAGGGGGUGCAGCCAGCGCAACCACAAAUGUUUGACUAUCGCACUCAGUAUGGAGAGUACCGAUAUAGCAGUAGCACUCGCAGUGGAACCCAGCCCCCUCCUCUACCAUCAGAACCGCCUCCCCAAUUGCCGCCACUGCCCAAAUAAACCCCAUGCCCACUUCUGCUCACAGCAUCCAUUCUUGUACGCUGAUUAGAUCAGUCGUCUUUGGUAUCCUGGGUUCCUCUUGUGCAUCCAACUUUUAGUGAUAUUCAGUUUGACAGCAGAGUAAUGUAAGGCAAAAAUGUGUACCUACAUUUUCAGCUUGGUAAAUCAACCCCCCCCACCCCAUGUUGUUUUUCGUUUGUUUUGUUUCGUGUGAUUGUGUGUGCGCGAGUGAGUGUGUUCACGACACCCAUCUGUGGCAAUAAUGGUAAAAUAGAACAAAAUAUUGCAAAAAAAAAAAGGAUAAUAAAAUGUUAUUUAUUGAAAAAAAUGUACAUACUAUUUUUGAUGUCGCUCAGUUUUAUAUCAGCGCUACGUCUAACACAAAUACAGUACAUAAUGGAAAAAGGGUAUGUAUAACUGAACGAGAGGGACCUUUGUGUCCUCUUUAAAAAGUGUAAAUUCUAAUGCAAAAAGAUAUGGUAUUUAUUAUUAGCCUUUUUUGAAACUAUAGUUGUUAGCAGUCAUUGCUUGAAUGCUUGGGACGAUAUCUGGAUUUAUUUUUAUACUGUUGUAACCUGUUUCCCAGUCUGUAUUUACUUGAUAAGUCGUGUAUGUUUUGAGAAUGGAUCCCCAUAUUUGCAUUUAAAAUUUACAUUUCUAAUAUAUGAAUAGUCACUGAAGUAAUGUUAUAAUUUUGUUUGCUAUAUAUUUGUGGUCUGUUUUGUAACAAAUCUGCUUUGUAUUAAUUCUGUCAAUGACUGAAAAUUCACAUGAACUAUUUUUACAUUUUUCUGAAAACAAGAAUAUGCCUAACUUAGGAAGUGUGUCUGGUGGAUCUUGGAUUUUAGAUUCCGAGUUAGAUGCAGUCAUUGUUUUAAAUGGUUGUAGAGUGUCACACUCAUUUAUAUUACACUAAAACAAUAUGUCCAGAUUAUACUUGUUUCAAUUUUAUGUAUUUAUUUUUUUAAUAACAAAGUCCAGAUUGUUGCAGUUUCAAGAUAUGGACAUUCGUCAUAUUUGUCAUCGACAUUGACUUGUACAUGGUGCUUAAUGCUAGGGUAUAUUUAGUUUUUCCGCAUGCCAUUCUAUCUCGCACACAGGUGAGCUCUGCACCUUUCAAAGUAUACAUACAGACAUGCUUGACACACACAUAAAAUUACUGCUUUGUGAUACUCUUUUAGCACAGUUGAUCCGCAUACUGUCUGCAUGCAGCCUAGACGCAUGGACAGUCUGCGCGUACUUUGCUGAUGCCGAAAGUUAUGCACACUGUGCGCAAGAUGUAUCGGCAUGCGGAAAAACAAAGUAUACUUUGGCCUUUAGUUGGAGUAGAAGGCAUAUUUUAUUGGAUAUGAACAAAAACAAGGCUGUGAUGGGCUAAAGGACAGUCUGUUCAGUGCGUCGUACUGUUGUGUCGGGGUACAGGGUGUUGUUUGCUUAGUCAUCAAAACAUUGAAAAUUCGUCCAAUUAAUUUUAAUGUUUCUGAAUGACAAUAAACAACAGUACAACAUUCAAUUGAAUCUGUCAGUUUACAAUUUUCCUUUUUUAAAUAUACAUAUUUGUAUUUGUUCUACUUGUGUUUCAUGAAUGAGGCCCAUUGAACUGUACUUUUGUCAAGUCUGUAGUUUCACUGCCUCAUUUUCGUCAAAUUAAAUAUGCCAUCUACUAUUAUGUCUGCAACUGUCAUCCAUUUGUAAUAAAGACUUUGACACUUGAAGAUUGAGUGGCAAGCAUGCUGACAAUAACAUAAAAAUGCAUUCAUGUUUAAAUGUUGUAAUUGUAUUUUUUCUUUAAACAUCAGUCUCAAGGUUCUUUUGGCAGACUGAUAAGCCAUCCAAUCACAACUCUUGACAUUUUUCAUGAAUGCUACAUUGAGCAUUAAAGUUGGUGAGAACUUCGAUGUUUUGAAGCAAUCAGUCUAUACCCUAAACAAGUUUGUGUAUGUUUCCAUAUCUUGCUCGAUCAUGUCUAGCAAAUUUGAAAUUGUAUGCAGAUAAUAGCACAAUAAUGCAGAUUACAAUAUGGAUCACUAUGAUACUAUGUAAUUGUCCUCCUUGGAAUUUCAUGGCAUGCCUUUCAUUGAUAAAUCUACAAUUUUGGUAAAAAAUGGAAGCAUGGAAUUUCUACUGUUCAGAGUAAAUUUAAUAAAUGUUGCAUUAAGAUUUUAGCUGGGAUUCAUUCAUACUUGUUUUUAUUUCCUGAUGUGGACAUUGUGCCUGUGAUGAUAAAGGAACUUUUCAGUAACAGUGAAAUUAAACAAACACACUAUAAGCUAUGAAAGAUCUAAUUGUUUGUGCACAAUUUUGGCAUAUAUUCCCUAUAUAAUGCACUCCUCAUUUACCAUGCUAAUGCUUUGUCAUUUAUAGUUAGAGCUGUGUUUGCUGGUUUUUUUGGUUUGAGAAGACUGAGGAAGGCGGUGGCAUUGUGUGGGUCUAAUGCAUGUCACCACUGUAUUUUCUAUGUACCACUGUUUGAAGAAGAUAGCAUUUUAUCAAAUGUACAUACUUUUUUCUGUGUUUUAGUGGUAUCACACAGACUCUCAGGUUUUGAAUUGUCGGAAUGCUUCUUGUCAGAAGUUAAGGUUUGCAUUUUUGUGAAAUCGGUUCCUUUUUAUAUAUGUGGUUGAUACAGUCUGUAAAUUAAUGUUUUAUCAGGAACAGUUUGUGUCUUUCUUAACAAUUGCAUUGUACAUUAUUGUAAUGUGCUUCUUGCAGUAAGUUACUUUACAAGUAUACAAAGUUACCAUUUGUGCUUCCACCUGAUGUCAACACCUUCAUGGCUUGCCCUUUGAAUACAGUACUGGAAAUAAAGAGAUAC